CAGACGAACCACACAACGAGCCAGUACAAUGAUCUCAAAGGUCGUCAUUUUCUUGGGCCUCAUGGUCGUCACAACAUCAGCCGACAAGCGACCACCAGCAUACUCUUAUAACGCUCCUCAGGCUUCCCUUGAAUAUUCCGACGAGUCCACUGAGGCCAAGUACGACUUCGACUGGGCCGUGAAGGACGAGUACUCAGGCAACGACUUCGGCCACCAGGAGUCCCGUGACGGCGACCACACUCAGGGGUCGUACUACGUCCAGCUGCCCGAUGGUCGCCUCCAGACUGUGACUUACUACGUGGACGGAGACUCAGGCUACGUAGCUGACGUCCAGUACCAGGGAGAGGCUCGUUACCCAGACUCAGUUGAGUCCAGGGAAUACUCAGCUCCAAGGCCAUCUUACUCAGCCCCUAGGCCCACUUAUUCAGCUCCUAGGCCUACUUAUUCAGCCCCCGAUUCAGAGGAAUCCAACGAGAGCGGUCGCCCUGUAUAUGGCUGAGAAUCAAAUCCUGUGAAGACAAACGAGUAACCUUUUACCAGCAGAAUGAUUUGAGGACGAGAUGAAGAAAUGUAAAUAUACAAUGUACAGCACAGAGUAAAUAAAUUAUUGAUGCAUCAUU
Macrobrachium nipponense is the source of this 620-nucleotide messenger RNA. RefSeq names its product cuticle protein 7-like. The record is from RefSeq and is a predicted model, not a curated record. Gene Ontology annotation, cellular component: extracellular matrix. Bases 29 to 499 code for a protein of 156 amino acids. Lineage: Eukaryota; Metazoa; Arthropoda; Malacostraca; Decapoda; Palaemonidae. The transcript has 3 exons.